AUGAAUCGAUCAAAUCAAAUCAAUACCAAACACCCUAUUUCAAAAUUCCAAGAAAGCUUAUGGUUCGAAUAUUGUCGGGAUCCCAAUUCCUAUAAUUACAAUAUAAUUUCGAUUGUUGAUGUGAACAAAACUAAAUCUAUUCAAGAAAUCGUUUUUUCUGCCAACAACUUGAUUUCAAGGCAUGCUCUUUUACGAAGUACCUUUCAUGAUAAAGACGACGAUGGGAAGCCCACAAAAUGCUACCGAAGAGAAUAUCCAGCGGAUCACGUGAAAAAUGGUGUUCGUUUGAUGAUGAUUCCCAUUGAAGAUAUAGAUAAUUUAGUUAAAAAACCUUUUAAACUUGAAAAGUUGUACCCUAUUCGAUUUUAUCUUUUUGUAGAUUCAAUCAAAUCAGAUUAUAAAAUCUAUAUUAUUUGCCACAAUAUCGUUGUUGAUGGUUUAGGCAAUUACAAUUUAUUGCUUGAUUUUCAUAAUUUGUUAUCCGGUAAAUCCUUGCCAAUGCUUAAUGGGACAACAUUCGACGAUUUUAUCACUCAACAUGAGGAAUGGCUUUAUUCAAACGAUUGUAAACCCAAACAGAAAUUUUGGCGUGAUCAAAUUAAUUCAACCAAAGAUAUUGAAUGGCCGAUGCAACUUUCUUCCGUUCAGCAAACUUUAGGCAAUAAACAAAGCAUACUUCAAUACCAAGUUUUUCAUAAUAAUGUUGAAGAAUUGAGAGCCUUAGGUCAUAAAUUUAAAGUUAGCUGGUUUGUGGCAAUGUUUUCAACCGUAUGGAUUACUUUAUCAUCAUUUGUUGAUUUAAAAGAUGCCAAUAUCUGGCUUCCAUUCUCUGCACGUUCUAUGCCAGUGAAUCAUGAUAAAAACGCAUUAUCUCAACUUGUCGGUCAUUUCGCUAAUCACAUGCCAAUUCAUCUAAAUAUUGAUACAUUUAACUCAAUUAAUUUGCGUUCAAUCAUUCAACAAAUAGCAAAAUUAAUAUCUACCGCAAAACAGAAUGAAAUGUAUCC
This is a messenger RNA of Dentiscutata erythropus, 1007 nucleotides long. The record is from the annotation of a GenBank genome assembly. Lineage: Eukaryota; Fungi; Glomeromycota; Glomeromycetes; Diversisporales; Gigasporaceae.